Messenger RNA from Ylistrum balloti, 869 nucleotides. RefSeq lists its product as uncharacterized. The record is from RefSeq and is a predicted model, not a curated record. The transcript is spliced from 6 exons. The coding region runs from base 1 to 774 and encodes 257 amino acids. NCBI's taxonomy places the organism in Eukaryota, Metazoa, Mollusca, Bivalvia, Pectinida, Pectinidae.
AUGGGUUCUGGAGCCAGUAACCAAACCGUUGGUGUCCCAGCCAAUCCUCGGGUUAUCUACUCUGAUGCUUUAGGGAAAAGGGAACGGAAGCGUCUGCGUAUUGAUGCUCCUGUCCUUGUAGACGUAGAACAUGGCUCUGUCCGCUAUAGAUACGGAAACAAAGAAUCAACAGAGAAUGCUGACCCCCAUAAAACCAAGGGUAAACCAUUCGAGGGCACAAAUCGGAUCAACAAAGACCACUAUUUCUAUCAUGCCAGACUCAACGACUUCAGCGAAAAGGGUUCUCGUGAAAAGGAAGAUGACUUCAAGUUUAUGUAUGUGCAAAAAGGCCCAAAUCGGGCCAAGGAGAAAAAGCUGUUUUAUGUGUAUGGAAAAGGAUGGAAUGCUAUGGAUGGACAAAGACGCUUGCCCUCGGAAACGAAACAGGAAGGAAGAGACUUUGCUUGGCCAUUGGAGACAAGAAUUCCUAAUGAUGUCUACUACAACCUGUCCUUUACCUUACAGGAUGCUGAGAUUGAGGACACACCAGAGGAUAGACUUGUGGUUGACCUAUCAUCCACUGCCAACAAGCAGACAAUAGAACUCACACUGACAGAUGCAGAUACAGCAAAAGAUAUACAGAAAAAGAUAGCUUACAAGAUUUUGAAGUCUGCCAAUAGUAUUCACAUCUGUCAUAAAGGAAAAGAACUCAGAGAUGAGGAUGUAAUUGGUGACCUGAGAGAAUCAGAAGAAGGCAGCUGGACAGUGUUCAAAGUGAAAAUGCAUCUGUUCUAAUGUUGUUGACACUCAUGUAAACAACUGGUCUCAAGAUACACUUGGUAAAUGUUGAAAUCUGCUGACAAAUAUUAUAUCUUCUAAAGAAGCAAAAG